Messenger RNA from Rubroshorea leprosula, 1201 nucleotides. The record is from the annotation of a GenBank genome assembly. Lineage: Eukaryota; Viridiplantae; Streptophyta; Magnoliopsida; Malvales; Dipterocarpaceae.
AAAAUCAAAUAAAAAUAUCAAAAAAAAUAAAAAAAAUAAAACCAACUCAUUACUAAGAUUUCUAGAAGACGAGGGGUAUCGUGCGAUUUAUCGAAAACAAUCGCGCGUUUCCGACAGGAAAUGGAAGGGUUAAGGGCAUAUAUGGGAUAGAAUAUGGAAUAUCCCGGUGGUAGUAUCGUAAAGAAUUUUUCUUCCUUCUCACUCAUAUGCCCAUCUCGACGUUUAUAAAUGCUGCAUCUGCCUGAAUAUAAUUCCCCUUCUUGCUCCUCUACAUCAAUUCUCGAUCCAUUGAAAAGAGAUCUUACGCACCCAUCAGCCAUGUCAGAAACAGAACCUCAUCGGCACCUGUGGAGAAGACAGCGCCUGCAGGUACCGCUCGGAGUUAAUUUCAGACAGCAGCAACUUCAGAGAGCGAUGAACACUCUCCAGCGCAUGAAAGUGACGGCGGCAGCUAUGAAGAUGAAGACGAAACGCAUGAAGAAGUCCCACAAGAAAGCAAAAGUAGCGCUGAGAAGGAUGGAAGCAGAGUACACAAAGCUGAGAGCAGAGAGCAGGCACGCUUUGGAGGAGAGUGAGCGUACUCAAGUUUACUAUGACACAACAGUGACUCUGUUGUUUUGCCCUGGUGGAUCAGCUGCAGGCCUCUCUCCGGUUGAUUAUUUUCCCCGAACUUCUCUUAAUAUUUCUUUCUAAACUUGAUCGUGUCUUCCAUUUUAAAUGUUUUCUUCUCUCAUUUGCUUUGUGAUGAUUUCUAAACCUCUAAUGACUAAGAGUUCAAAUUAAUAACUCUAUUAUCAUAUAUACUACUGAUUGAUGAUAAAUUUUUGUGUGUUUUGAAGUGAACUGAUGAUGAUAUAGGAGAAUUCGAUUUGGAAGAAAAGCACUUGGAAAGGAUGAAGAAUAUUCUAUGAGGUUGUUUUCCUAUGGGAUCGAGGGGGAAUCGGAAAAAAAAAAAUGAAAAGAAAAAAAAAGGUAAGAAUGGUAUGUGUUAAUAAUUACUUUUACCACUCAUCCAAUUGGACACUGGUUAUCCUAUUAUAUUGUUGCUUUGAAUAUUUGUCUUCUCUUCUUUAGAAAUAUGUGGGUGUUUGAUAUGAUCUCCCUUUGUUUAUGAAUAAGUACUCCUACUAUAUGGGUUUCUUAUUGUAUUUUCUUUUCAUAUGAUCUAUAUGUAGAUAUUAUAUCAGUGUUCAUGAUUUGC